Messenger RNA from Leguminivora glycinivorella, 1254 nucleotides. Its product is annotated as high mobility group nucleosome-binding domain-containing protein 5-like. The record is from RefSeq and is a predicted model, not a curated record. The transcript has 6 exons. The coding region runs from base 370 to 1254 and encodes 294 amino acids. Lineage: Eukaryota; Metazoa; Arthropoda; Insecta; Lepidoptera; Tortricidae.
GCCAUGGCUACAUCCACUCCAAAGAAACGAGCGUCCCUCCCGCAACCGUGCAAGUGGGACAAGGAUAGUGGGCAGAGUGGGCAGAAGACUGGGAGGAGUGUUAGCGUCUUUAGGCCACCCAGUGUUAGCUACAGGCACGGGCAAUCUACAGAGCCUGACUAUUCCUCCGUGUCUCCCGAGUACUCCCAAUCCUCAGUGGAGACCUCCCCAGCUCAGACCAAGAUGGAAUGCAGCCAGGACUUAUCCAGUUGCUGCGUAAGCACCUGGUGAGAAGAUUCAGACGAUACGAGAGUGGAGGAGACGCGGCGAGCAGACGGGGAGUGGAAUACCUUCUGGGUCAACUACAACAACUCCAUCGCUAAGGUCCCAAUGAAGAGUUACUACGACCAGUGCCCCACGCCGUACAGAACAGAAAAUAUAGACUUGGCAGACUUAGAAUUCUCAGAAACCUCACGCAAACGCUCCCCCGAAGACUUGAACAACAUCAGCAGCAUCAUCAAAAACGAGGGUCUCCACCUCACGCCGCGAGAGACGCAGAACAUCAUCAAGUGUGCCCACAUACUUGGCAACGUGCUGAGUAAAGCUAUAGAGAGGAGGAGUAGGGAAAAAGAACCGGAUAAAGUGCAGGAAGUUCAUCCUGAGCCUAAGGUCGACGCCGAAAAAGAUCAGAAGAAAAAAUCAAUGACACUAGACCUGAAAGAGACAAAUAUACCCGCCGAAGUUAAGGAGGAAAAGAGAAGCGAAACCGUAACCACACAAACAGAUAUCUCCCUACCGAACACAAAGAGCGCGCCGAGAAUAUUUGAGAACAUUCUCAGGCAGUUGUCGAGAAGUUCCAUAGACGAGGGGUCUUUGAGAAAGGCGAAGGAGAGCUUGGAAGUUGGGAAGAAAGAAGUUGGUAAAAAGGAAGAAAUUGUUAAAAAGGAAGAAAAUGGUAAAAAAGAAGAAAAUGGUAAAAAAGAAGAAAAUGGUAAAAAAGAAGAAAAUGGUAAAAAGGAAGAAAAUGGUAAAAAGGAAGAAAAUGGUAAAAAGGAAGAAAUUGUUAAAAAGGAAGAAAAUGGUAAAAAAGAAGAAAAUGGUAAAAAAGAAGAAAAUGGUAAAAAAGAAGAAAAUGGUAAAAAAGAAGAAAAUGGUAAAAAGGAAGAAAAUGGUAAAAAAGAAGAAAAUGGUAAAAAGGAAGAAAAUGGCAAAAAGGAAGAAAAUGGUAAAAAUGAAGAAAUAGAACGAAAGGAAGAGAAAACUGAGGUGAUAUAA